AUGGCGGCGCGCUGUCCUCUGCCUCGCGCCGCCGUGACGUCAGCGGGCGUCGUGACGUCACCCGCGCGCCGUGACGAAAGCGAGGAUGGCAUCGAAGGAGACGCCGUGCUCUCCGAUUACGAAAGCGCCGAGGACUCGGAGCAGGCGGAGGAGGAGGACUACAGUGAGGAAGAAAGCGCCAAAGUGGAAUUGAAGCAGGAUAGCAACGAUUCCUGCGAAUCUGCAGCAAAAGCAGAGAAAGGGGAUGAGAAACACGACUCCAAAGGCGCUGUGACCGGCGAGAGGCAGAGCGGGGACGGGCAGGAGAGCACUGAGCCCGUUGAGAAUAAAGUCGGGAAAAAAGUUCCCAAGCACCUGGAUGACGACGAGGACCGGAAGAACCCGGCCUACAUCCCCCGCAAAGGGCUCUUCUUUGAGCACGACCUCCGAGGGCAGACGCAGGAGGAGGAGGUCAGGCCGAAGGGUCGGCAGCGGAAGCUGUGGAAAGACGAGGGCCGCUGGGAGCACGACAAAUUCCGGGAGGACGAGCAGGCCCCCAAGACCAGGCAGGAGCUGAUCGCGCUGUAUGGCUACGACAUCAGGUCAGCUCACAACCCCGACGACAUCAAGCCCAGGAGGAUGCGCAAGCCGAGGUUUGGGAGUCCUCCUCAGCGAGACCCAAACUGGCCCAACGAGAGGCCGCAUAAAGCGCCGAGACAGCAAGGCCCGGACAGCGCGUCGGCUCCGGCGCGGCCCUUCGGCAGCAGGAGCCCUGCCGGGACGGGCAGGAUGCCCCCGGCCAGGAGCUACCCGCGCGUGGGGGGCUACAAGGAGACCCGACCCGGCUACCGGGCUGCGGAAAGCGGCGUCCAGCACCUAAGCCCGGCCGCGAGCGCCAACGUGCAGCCGCCGCCGGACAGACCGGUGGAGAAGAAGUCUUAUUCCCGGGCCAGGAGGACCAGGAUUAAAGCUGGGGACGCAGGAAAGCUGGCGGAUGAAAUCCCUGCUUCGGAAGGGCUGGCGCCUGUGCCGCCGAAACCGGUCCAAGUGGAGUCGUCCCCCCCGCCAGCCAAGAGCAGCAAUUGGGAGUCGCCGGGAGAAUCCGGCUUGGAUGGACUGGAGCAAGAGAUGACACAAAUGAAUCUCGGGGAGCAGAGCUGGACGCCGGGGCAGUCUCAGUUCAUGCAGCCCCGGGAGCUGAGGGGUAUUCCCAACCAUGUUCACGUGGGGAGCGGGCCGCCGCAGUUCAACAGGAUGGAGGAAAUGGCCGUGCCGGGCGGCCGCGUGAAACGCUACUCGUCGCAGCGGCAGCGACCGCCCGUGCCGGAGCCGGCGCCGCCGAUGCACAUCAGCAUCAUGGAAGGGCACUACUACGACCCACUACAAUUCCAGGGACCAAUCUACACGCACAGCGAGAACCCUGCGCCGCUGCCUCCCCAAGGGAUGAUCGUGCAGCCCGAAAUGCACCUCCCUCAUCCAGGUUUACAUCCCCACCAGCCAGCAGCUCCCAUGGCCAACCCCGGGCUGUAUCCUCCCGCAGUCUCCAUGCCUCCGGGGCAGCCCCCUCCGCAGCAGCUCCUGGCACCUACUUACUUCACCCCUCCUGGAGUCAUGAAUUUUGGGAACCCUGGCUACCCCUACCCGCCGGGAGCGCUGCCCCCGCCGCCCCCUCCGCACCUCUAUCCCAACACACAGGCGCAGUCGCAGGUCUACGGAGGGGUCCCCUACUACAACACGGUCCAGCAGCAAGUGCAGCCCAAGCCGUCCCCGCCGCGGAGGACGUCCCAGCCCGUGACCAUCAAGCCGCCGCCUCCCGAGGACGGCAAAAGCGAAAAGUCAAAGGAGAGGAGCAACACGUAGGGCUGUGGCCGUGGGAAUCCCGACACCA
Molecule: messenger RNA, 1867 nt
Organism: Tinamus guttatus (white-throated tinamou)
Lineage: Eukaryota; Metazoa; Chordata; Aves; Tinamiformes; Tinamidae
Source: RefSeq, a predicted model, not a curated record